Saccostrea cuccullata (small rock oyster) is the source of this 1421-nucleotide messenger RNA. RefSeq lists its product as uncharacterized. The transcript is spliced from 16 exons. Bases 1 to 1257 code for a protein of 418 amino acids. Lineage: Eukaryota; Metazoa; Mollusca; Bivalvia; Ostreida; Ostreidae. The record is from RefSeq and is a predicted model, not a curated record.
AUGGCGAGAUUCAGAGUAUCGUAUAAAUUGAAUCCCGACCUUUUUGACAUCAGUUCAGAUGACAAAACAAAAAUGAGGGAGUUUGUACCUAGAAGAAAGGUCCUGAAAACUGUUGGAAAUAUCCAAAGUAUUAUCAGACACAAUGCAGAUGUAAACGACUUUUUGCCGCCCUGGGCGACUGAGAAAUAUUUUUCGGAUUUGCACAAAAAUAAAAAGGAGAUGAGAGACUCUGGCGCAUUGAAUGCAGAAUCGGAAGAAAUCAAGAAAUACAUUGAAAGCAUCAUUGGACGGGCUACAGAGAUACUGAACAACGAGAACGACUCAUUGAAAGUGUUAGAACAAAAGCCAGAUAUUGACAAGCAUGUCGAAGGGAUGAAAAGUGAGGAAACUGUUAUUCCUAAGGAAGAGCUGGAGGAAUAUAUCCAAAGCAUCAUCAAAGGCGCAAGAAAGAUAGUAAAAAGCGAGACAAAAUUGAAAGAUUUAGAAAGUAAGAAAGAGCAGAAGCCAGACAUUGUCAAGAAGAUCGAAUGGAAAAGUGAAGAAACAACUGUUCCUAGGGAAGAAUUAGAGGAAUAUAUCCAAAGCAUCAUUGAAGGUGCAAGACAGACACUAAACGAAGAGCAUGCUGCAGCAGAAAUUUUAAAAAUCAAGAAAAAGCACAAGCCAGACAUUGUAAAGCAGAUCGAAAGGAAAAGUUAUGAACCAACUGUUCAUAAGAAAGAUCUGGUGCAGGAAUAUAUCCAAGGCAUCAUUAAAGGUGCAAGACAGAUACUAAAGAACGAUGUUGCUGCUUCAAAGGUUUCAAAAAUCAAGAAAGAGAUCAAGGCAGACAUUGCCACGUGGGUUGAAAGGAAAAGUAGUGAAACAACUGUUUGUAAAGAAGAAAUGGAGGUGGGAGUAAAAAGCAGGACAAAGUUCAAAAUGGAGGAAAUUACAACCUAUCAAGAAAAUCUUGAGAAAAAGCAGGAACUAAUGAAGACAGUUCAUGAAACUUUGAAGAGCGUGCAGCCUGUCAAGAAACUGAAAGAAUCUGAUGACCAUUAUGUACCCAGAAGGCUCUUUUUGUUUAAUGUGGAUAGCUUUAAAGAAAAGAGCGAGUGCUCUACUGCAGAGACUUGUCUCAAUACUUGUACUCAAUCCCGUCCUUUGAUUUCUGAACAACAUUCUGAUGUGGAAUUAAGAGCGGCAGAAGAUAUGGUUGUUCGUAAAAGAAGAACAUCUUUGAGAAGACGCAUCCUAAAGUUCCUUGGAUUUUAGUAAUGGCAAAUCUUUGCUACUGAAACACGGAACGAAUGUAAUUUAUAAACUAUAUUGCUGGUAGAUAAACAAAUCCAUGUGAAACAUUCUUGUGAUGAACGCUGAACACCUUUAAAGGAUUAUUUUUCAAUAUAUACUAGUAUAACACUUGCUGUUUGAUUUAA